AUGGCAGUAGCAUUUGUUGGAGGGGCUGCUCCUGGGGCAGCAUUUGGUGAGGGCUUUGCAGUGUUACAUGACACGGUUAAGGAUGUGGUAAGCAAAGCCCGUAUGUUCAAACCCAUUCUUAAACGCCUAGAAUCCACGUUAGAUCGUUUGGCACCAACGGUCAACGAAAUAACACAAUUAAGCGAACAACUUGAUCUCCCAAAGGUGGAAACAGAGAACUUGAUCGAAAAUAUGGAAAAGGGAGAGAAGCUGGUUCGCAAGUGCUUGAAAAUCCGGUGGUGGAACUACUGUUUCAAAAUAUAUUACUCUCACAAACUUGAAGCGUUGGACAAAGAAAUCGUCAGACAAAGGGUGCUGUGCGCGGUUCGUGAUCCCCCGGAUUUUACGGUCGGGUUGGAUAUGCCAAUGAAGGAGUUGAAGACGCUGCUGUUGAAGGAGGAGGUGCAGCUGCUUCUACUGACUGCUCCUGGAGGAUGUGGGAAAACCACAUUGGUGCAAAUGCUUUGUCAGGAUGACGAAAUUAGAGGAAUGUUUGAGGACAAUAUUCUCUUUGUGAACGUUUCAAAAACUCCCAAUGUGAAGGUCAUUGUGCAGAACCUAUUAAAUUAUAAGGAUAUGCAGCCUAAUUUUCAAAUUCAAAGUGAUGAAGAUGCAAUCAACCAGCUGUCACAACUGCUGAAUCAUCUUACACCUAAUCCUAUAUUGUUGAUCCUAGAUGAUGUCUGGCUCGGGUCAGAAUCCCUUCCUGAAAGGUUUAAGUUUGAUCUUCCCAAUUACAAGAUUUUGGUUACUUCAAGAACUGCAUUUCCAAGAUUGAAAUUUACAUAUCACUUAAAACCACUAGAUGAUGUUGAUGCAAUGACUCUUUUUCAUCGCUCAGCAUCCCUACAUGACGAGAACUCUUACAUUCCAGCAGAAGAAGAUGCCAAAAAGAUAGUAAGAGGCUGUGGGGGAUUCCCACUAGUCAUUAAAGUGAUUGGUGGCUCACUGCGUAGGCAGCAUGAAGUAGUAUGGCACAGUAGACUAAUGAAAUGGUCUGAUGGUCAAUUUUAUUUUAGUUCUGAUACGGAGCUGCUUGCUCAUCUUCAAAAAAGCCAAGAAUUUUCUGAUGACAACGUCAUCAUCAAAGAGUGUUUCAUGGACCUAGGUUCAUUUCCCGAAGACCAAAGGAUCCCUGCUGCUGCCCUCAUUGAUAUGUGGGCAGAAUUGUAUAAACUGGAUGAAGAUGGCAUCCAUGCCAUUGCCAAUUUACGAGAACUCAACAUUCGAAAUCUAGCUAGUCUUGUGAUGGCAAGGAAAGAUGCAAGUGAGGUCAAAAGCUAUUAUAAUGAAGACUUUGUCACACAACAUGAUAUUCUUAGAGAGCUUGCUAUGCAUCAGAGCAGCCAGGAGUCUAUAGGACAACGGUCAAGACUGAUUAUUAACAUAAGGGGAAACAAUCUACCAAAGUGGUGGACAGAACAAAAACAGCAACUCAUUAAUGCUCACCUACUAUCUAUCUCAACAGAUGAAUUAUUCUCGUCCAGUUGGUGCAACAUUCAAGGAUCCAAAGUUGAGGUUUUAGUUUUGAAUUUUCAUACAAAGAAUUACACAUUACCUGAGUUUGUGGAGAAAAUGGAUAAACUCAAGGUUUUGAUAAUCAAUAAUUAUGGUUUCUUUCAUUCCAAGAUAAGCAAUUUUCAAUUGCUUGGGUCUCUACCCAAUUUAAAAAGAAUCAGAUUAGAGAAGGUUUCAAUUUCUUCGCUUUGCAAGACCCCUGUACCAUUGAAGAGUUUGAAGAAAAUAUCCUUGUUUAUGUGUAAUAUUUGUAAGGCUUUUGAGAAUUGUACAAUUCAAGUUUCAGAUGCAUUUCCAAAUUUGACGGAGAUAAACAUUGACUAUUGUAAUGAUCUGGAGGAAUUGCCUAUUGGGCUGUGUGAUAUCGUCCACCUCAAAAAAAUCAGCAUCACCAACUGUCAUAAGUUGUUUGCACUGCCAGAAGAAAGUGGAAAGCUGGUGAAUUUAGAAGUUCUAAGGCUUAGAUCAUGUACUGAUUUGUCAAAGCUACCAGAUUCAAUCAGAAGUCUUCAUAAGUUAAGCAUUCUAGACAUAUCUGACUACCUAAGCAUUAUGAAGUUGCCAAAACACAUUGGUGAGUUGUGUAAUUUAAAAGAGCUUAACAUGAAAGGGUGCUUAAGAUUGCGUACUCAGUUUCCAGAAUCAAUAAUUGAUCUUGAGCAGUUAAAGCUUGUGGUAUGUGAUGAAGAGAGGGCCAGGUUAUGGGAGCCUUACAAGGAAUUCCUCACCAAGCUUAAGGUAGAGGUGGGUGAAAAAGUUAUCAACCUGAAUUGGCUUCCCAAAUGA
Messenger RNA from Quercus robur (English oak), 2343 nucleotides. RefSeq names its product probable disease resistance protein At5g66890. Bases 1 to 2343 code for a protein of 780 amino acids. The record is from RefSeq and is a predicted model, not a curated record. The transcript is spliced from 6 exons. Gene Ontology annotation, molecular function: ADP binding. Gene Ontology annotation, biological process: defense response to fungus. NCBI's taxonomy places the organism in Eukaryota, Viridiplantae, Streptophyta, Magnoliopsida, Fagales, Fagaceae.